UUAUUACAGAAAAAAAAAACAUAUGCAAAAUAAAAGAAGAAAAAAAAAACAGAUCAUGGCCAUGGGUGGAAGUAGUAGUGUACCAAGUAUGUAUCUAUGUUAUAUAGUAUCGUGUAUGUAUACAGUAAUAUGUAUAUAUAUACUCUGCUACACUACAUUACUAUGUAACUGUUACUAUUAACUUCCCCACUCACUCUUCUAAUUCUAUAUCUCAUCCGCUUAUUUUGGCGGCACCAAAACCGCUACUUUCCUCCUCUCACUCCCCAGAUUAUACUCCCUCUUUCACUCUCUCUCUCUCAAUUGUGCUAAAUCUUAGUCUUGAGGAGUUGGUGGAUGGAAUCAAAGCAAUACCCAGAUGGUGUUUUGUAGAGAUUUUGGCUUUAUAAUUCUCUCAUUAUAGAUGAAAAUAGAGAUUGAGGAGGAGAAGCAACAAGAAUGGGAGACUCUGCUACUGCUGAUGAAACUUCAUUGUGUUUUUCUAGCCUUUUGUGCCAAGAAGAUGAGUCAUGUUUAAACGAGGAAAGUUUCGAUACUUGUAUAGAUAUUAUGUCAUAUUGUUUUGUUGCUGAAGAUGAGGAUGAGUAUAUUGAAAACUUGUUCAAGAGAGAAAUAACUGCUACUUGUUUUGGAUCCAAAGGCAUCGCAACUUCUGAUGAUUGUUCCACUGUUUGUCAAACCUGGUUGAAAUCUGCUCGUUUGGAUGCUGUUGAAUGGAUUUUCAAUACUCGAGCAGUUUUUGGGUUUCAUUACAGAACAGCUUAUCUCUCAGUCACUUAUUUUGAUCGGUUUAUUUCCAGGAGAUACAUUGAUAAUGGGAAGAUGUGGGCUAUUCGAUUAUUAUCAGUAGCUUGUUUAUCAUUGGCGGCUAAGAUGGAGGAAUGUAAUGUCCCAAUACUUUCAGAAUUCCCAACUACAGAUUAUGACUUUAAAAGUGAUAUGAUUCAGAGAAUGGAGCUAAUGGUUUUAAGUACCUUGGAAUGGAAAUUGGGAUCAAUAACUCCAUUUACUUAUCUAAAUUACUUCAUCAAUAAGUUCUGUGGUGAUUCUAGACCAAAAGGACUAGUCUCUAGUGCUGUUCAACUGAUUGUGGCUGUGGCAAAAGAGGCUAAUUUGAUGGACACUCGGCCGUCUAUUAUUGCUGCUGCCGCGGUAUUAGCUGCUCUUGAUUGCCAAUUAACAAGAAAGAUAAUGGAGCUUAAGAUGAAUGUGGUCUCAUUCUGGCGAUCAGAUGACAAGGAACUUUUGUAUUCAACUUAUAAUCUAAUGCAAGAUAUAGAAAAAGGAACAAUAAGGACACCAGAGUUAUCAAUCCAUUCAAGCUCUCAUUACCUUAAUGAGAAUGCAUCAUUCAACUCUGGGGUUGGAACUAAAAGAAGGCUUACAUUCAAUGAGUCUGAUCACAGUAGUCCAAUAAAGAAAGGUCACAGGACAUAGGAAAAUUUGUUCUUCUUCUUCUGCACCAGAGAUAUAUUUGAGUUCCCUUUAUUAGACUACAGGUUUUUCUUUCUUUCUUUCCUUUUUUUUCCACCUUUUGAAAUUGAUUUUUUUCUUUAUUUUUAUAUUAGAUGGAGUUAUUAUAGGUUUAAUCAGGGGUUUAAAAACCAUAUGACAUGGUAUUAUUUGCAAUUUGAUGAUUGAGGUUACAAUUUCCAAUACCAAAAAACAAAAGUUUUUCAGCCAGUGAGUGAUGAGAAAAGAAGAUAGAGAAAAGGGAAAGUAUGUAAAUAAAAGAAGAUAACUUUAGCCUACAGUAAGAAACAAGUAAGAAGCUGACUGAAGUUCAAAAGAGGCCAUUAAGGGAGUGAAGAAGGUCAAUAGUGAAUCAGAAAAGCCAUGGAAGACUGCUUGUCUAUAUUGAGUGUUUAGCAUAGCACUAGCUUUCAUAAUGCUACUAUUGCUUACCAGCCACUUUUUUUUUUCCUUUCUUUUUUGAUUUAUUUGUUUCAUCUUCAUUUAAGAAGAAAAAAAAGAACAUUUUAUUAAUGUUAUACAUCACUAGCAAACCCCUACCUUUUGAUGUGGGGGGGACUUGGGAUGCUUCCUAUGUCUUUCAAAAGGCUGAAAGCCAUGAGGAAUGAGGAAUUGUUUUAGUUUGAUUUGAUGUAUCUGUGUUAAAUAUUGGGCCAUUGAAUGAAAAGUAUAUAAAGUUGAACA
Cannabis sativa is the source of this 2154-nucleotide messenger RNA. RefSeq names its product cyclin-D5-1. The record is from RefSeq and is a predicted model, not a curated record. Gene Ontology annotation, cellular component: cytoplasm; cyclin-dependent protein kinase holoenzyme complex; nucleus. NCBI's taxonomy places the organism in Eukaryota, Viridiplantae, Streptophyta, Magnoliopsida, Rosales, Cannabaceae. Gene Ontology annotation, biological process: regulation of cyclin-dependent protein serine/threonine kinase activity; mitotic cell cycle phase transition. Gene Ontology annotation, molecular function: cyclin-dependent protein serine/threonine kinase regulator activity. The coding region runs from base 436 to 1434 and encodes 332 amino acids. The transcript is spliced from 5 exons.